AUGUCGAUCAUGCCAGUUAAGAAUGCUUUGGCGCAAGGAAGGACGCUCCUCAUGGGGAGGAUGCCUGCUGUAAAAUUUUCCACAAGAAUGCAAUUAAGAAACAGAACCGCUGUGCUAUGGAAUAGAAAGUUUUCGACCCGUCUUUUCGUCCAACAACGACGUAGUUCUGGCGAGAUUGUGGACCGUGCUAAGGCUGCUGCCGCAAAUAGCGGUAGAAAACAGGUCUCUAUGAAGUGGGUGGUACUGACGAGUUUCACCAUCGUUCUGGGAACCAUUUUGUUGGUCUCAAGGAAUGAUACCACAGGCGAAGAAGAGGCUACAGAGAAUAAGAAAGGAAGAAGAACAAGAAAAAUCAAAAUAUUUAACAAUAACUGGUUUUUUUUCUGCUAUUCCACUUUACCUUUAAAUGCAAUGUCUCGACUAUGGGGUCAAGUUAAUUCCCUUACAUUGCCUGUCUGGGUUAGACCAUGGGGUUACAGGUUAUAUUCUUUCCUAUUCGGAGUUAAUUUGGACGAAAUGGAAGAUCCUGAUUUGACACAUUAUGCAAACUUAUCGGAAUUCUUUUAUCGUAAUAUAAAACCGGGCACACGUCCAGUAGCAGAAGGUGAAAACAUCAUUGCCUCACCUAGUGAUGGGAAGAUUUUACAAAUUGGCAUAAUCAACUCUGAAACUGGUGAGAUCGAGCAAGUCAAGGGUAUGACAUACUCUAUCAAAGAAUUCCUCGGUACUCAUUCCCAUCCUUUAAUGUCAAAGAGUGAAUCUAGUUUGGAUCUGACUUCUGAUGAGGAAAAGCACAGAGAGUUCGCUAAGAUAAAUAAGUUACAAAUAGCAGGUUCCGAGGGUACAGAACAGCCUCUUAUCAGUAUAAAAAAUGAGGGCGACCAAUCUGUUGAAGAAUUUAAACCAAGUGUCUCCAAAAACGUGCAUCUUUUAAGUCAACUUUCUUUAAACUACUUCUCUAAUAACUUUUCGUGCUCAGAGCCUCAUAAUACAGAACUUUUUUUUGCCGUCAUUUAUUUGGCACCCGGUGAUUACCAUCAUUUUCACUCCCCAACUGACUGGGUUUGUAGGGUUCGCCGGCAUUUCCCAGGUGAUUUGUUCUCUGUUGCACCUUACUUUCAGCGCAAUUUCCCUAAUCUUUUUGUCCUGAAUGAAAGGGUCGCUCUAUUGGGUAGUUGGAAAUAUGGUUUCUUCAGUAUGACGCCUGUUGGCGCAACAAAUGUUGGUUCUAUCAAGCUAAAUUUUGAUCAAGAAUUUGUGACAAAUUCUAAAAGCGAUAAGCACUUAGAACCGCACACCUGUUAUCAGGCAGUUUAUCAGAAUGCAAGUAAGAUAUUAGGGGGGAUGCCUUUGGUUAAGGGUGAAGAAAUGGGAGGGUUUGAAUUGGGUAGUACUGUUGUACUUUGUUUUGAGGCUCCAACUGACUUUGAAUUUAAUGUUAAGGUUGGCGAUAAAGUUAAAAUGGGACAGAAUUUAGGUAUUAUUGGAGAUAAGAAUCCGAAUUAA
Messenger RNA from Saccharomyces kudriavzevii IFO 1802, 1506 nucleotides. RefSeq names its product phosphatidylserine decarboxylase 1 (gene PSD1). The coding region runs from base 1 to 1506 and encodes 501 amino acids. The transcript has a single exon. Gene Ontology annotation, molecular function: phosphatidylserine decarboxylase activity. The record is from RefSeq and is a predicted model, not a curated record. Gene Ontology annotation, biological process: phosphatidylethanolamine biosynthetic process. NCBI's taxonomy places the organism in Eukaryota, Fungi, Ascomycota, Saccharomycetes, Saccharomycetales, Saccharomycetaceae. Gene Ontology annotation, cellular component: mitochondrion.